Penicillium canariense is the source of this 1920-nucleotide messenger RNA. Its product is annotated as flavin-containing monooxygenase. The record is from RefSeq and is a predicted model, not a curated record. The coding region runs from base 1 to 1920 and encodes 639 amino acids. Gene Ontology annotation, molecular function: N,N-dimethylaniline monooxygenase activity; NADP binding; flavin adenine dinucleotide binding. The transcript is spliced from 4 exons. NCBI's taxonomy places the organism in Eukaryota, Fungi, Ascomycota, Eurotiomycetes, Eurotiales, Aspergillaceae.
AUGCGCUGUGUCAAUUGGAGUGGACUGGAGCAAAUGGUCCUCGAGCGCAACAAAAGGCAACGGCCGACCACCCAAGCCGUCGGCAGAAUCAUGCCUCAUCCUGACCGCCUGCCGGUAUUGGUUCCUGGUUCCUCAGAUGGUGUCCACCGUCCCACCCGAGGUAUUCUAGGGAUUAGGGAUUAUUGGGUUGGUACCAUCGAUGGUGUUUACAGAGGAGACGUGGUGGCACAAUCACAUGGGAAGUGGGAUUUCAUUGCUCCGCUCAUCACGUCACUGCCAUGGCCCAGAUACAAAAAUCUCAACAAAGCCCUGCCUGGCCGAGUUUGGUUCUCUUCGUCAAUUCCAAUCGCUAUGGCGGCCUCCCAAUCGUCUAUCCUCGCCCUAAUCAGGCACCCGUUCGUCCAGACCUUUACCUGGCUCUAUCUCAUUCUCCAAGCGGUGCUCAGGUAUAUCUUUUCGCCGGUCCCUCCUCCCCCGACCACAAACACCGCAAACAUUCCCCGAAAGAGGGUCGCUGUGAUCGGCGCCGGCCUGACAGGUGUUUCAUCGGCGGCUCAUUGCGUGGGGUAUGGAUUCGAUGUGCAGAUCUUUGAGUCGAGACCCCAAGAUGCAGGCCUGGGGGGUAUCUGGAGUCGAGUCAAUUCCACCUCCGCCCUCCAGGUGCACAGCUUGAUGUACCGAUUCCAUCCCUCGGUCCACUAUGACAGUGCCUAUCCCAGCCAGAAACAGAUCCGUGAGCAGAUCGUCGAGCUUUGGAAACGUUACGAUCUCGAGAGACGCACGGUGUUUGACACGCGGGUGACCUCGGUCAAGAAAACCCAUAAUGGCCAAUGGAUCAUCAACAAUGACGAAGAGCAAUACGGUCGAUUCGAUGGCGUGGUCGCAGCUGUCGGUGUCUGUGGAGACCCGCAAAUGCCGACCCUGCCCGACCAAGAGAAGUUCAAGGGCCAGAUUUACCACUCGUCUAAUCUGGACGGCAAAGACGCCAAGGGCAAGAAAAUCGUGAUUGUGGGUGGCGGUGCCAGUGCGAUCGAGGCUCUAGAGUUCGCGGUCAAAUCGGGAGCCGCAGAGAUUGAUGUCCUGUCGCGCUCCGACAAAUGGAUCAUCCCCCGAAAUGUGCUGGUUCAAUCCUUGCUGGCCGUUAAUAUCUUCGGCAUGGAAACCUCGUUUUCAUGGAUCCCCGAGUGGCUCCUACGCAAAUUCUUCUAUCGCGAUCUUCAGGAUAUUGCUCCCACCGAUGAUGGAAUCUUUACCCAAACCCCCAUGGCCAACUCGGAGCUGUUCAAUCAAAUCCGUGAGGGUAAGGCGCACUGGUUUCGAGGUGAUAUUGUUUCCAUGGAGGAGAGGGGUGUGCUCUUCAAUCACAGAGCCCAGGGAGUACCAAAGGGAGGCCCCGGCAGGGAGCGCCUCGUCGAGAGCGACAUCGUCGUCAUGGCAACUGGGUUUAAACGACCUUCGCUGUCUUUUCUGCCGGAAGAGGUUUUCGAAGAGCCAUACGGUCCCCCUAAUUGGUACCUGCAAGUCUUCCCACCCAAGUAUCCAGACAUCUGCGCGAACAACAGCACGUACAUCAACGCUAUCGGUACGGUGGGGAACAUGCACAUCGGCAUCUAUACGCGAUUUCUGAUCAUGUUUAUGACCGACCCAUUGACUCGCCCGACUGAGCAGUGGAUGAAAACCUGGAUUGAUUUUACGCGGUUCAUGAAGCGAUUGGCGCCUACGGGGGCCUUUGACUUUUUCACAUAUGCCGAGCUCAUUUACUGGUACAUCUUCGUCCUGAUCAUCAACCCAUUCCGGUGGAAGUGGGCCCUGUUCGUGUUCUUCGGUCUUGGACGGACCUUGCCUUUGACGGUGGUGGGACAAGAGAACCAAUUUCGCAAGGAAUUGCGCAAGCAGCGCAACGCUGGCAAGACUCAGUAA